Talaromyces marneffei is the source of this 4548-nucleotide messenger RNA. RefSeq lists its product as uncharacterized. Gene Ontology annotation, biological process: regulation of cell shape. Bases 1 to 4548 code for a protein of 1515 amino acids. The record is from RefSeq and is a predicted model, not a curated record. NCBI's taxonomy places the organism in Eukaryota, Fungi, Ascomycota, Eurotiomycetes, Eurotiales, Trichocomaceae. Gene Ontology annotation, molecular function: protein binding. The transcript is spliced from 4 exons.
AUGGCGUUCUUGUUUAAAUCGAAGAAGGCCCAACCGGGUCAACAGCCAGGAGCACAGGGCUUUCCUCCCGCCAGUAGGAAUAUACACACCUCAGAGGGUUCAAUGCAAGAAAAACAACCGUUUGUGAAUGGCGACAGGCCUCGAGAUAUGGGCAGAAUGGUGUCCCCAACACCAAGCGGAAGUAUCAAUAACUCUUUGAAUUCCGUCACCACUCCGGGCAGUCCUGACCCAAGUCGGAUGCGACAGCGAGCGGACUCUGAAACACAGCCGCCGCGAUCACAAUCAUCUGCUGCUACCAGCUCGCCUACAGCAGGCAUGAAUGCUGCGCUCUACCCUUGGUCCCAGCGGCGCCUGAAUUUUACCUCCUCAAACACCAACCCAUUUCCUCGAUAUGGCGCCGCAAUCAACUCAAUUGCUUCGAAAGAAGGCGACAUUUACAUGAUGGGUGGUCUGAUUGACGGUUCUACUGUAAAGGGCGAUCUUUGGAUGGUAGAAAGCAGUGGAGGUAAUCUUUCAUGUUUCCCGAUCCCAACAGUCUCGGAAGGUCCAGGUCCACGUGUUGGUCACGCGAGCCUGCUUGUUGGAAAUGCAUUCAUCGUAUUUGGAGGUGAUACAAAAGUCAACGACAACGACGUUCUAGACGAUACCCUCUAUUUGCUUAAUACAUCAUCUCGCCAAUGGUCCCGAGCAAUCCCCCCCGGUCCGCGUCCCGCAGGACGAUACGGCCACACAUUGAACAUUCUAGGAUCCAGGCUAUACGUAUUUGGAGGUCAGGUUGAUGGUUUCUUUUUCAACGAUCUCAUUGCUUUCGACUUGAAUGCUCUCCAAAGUCCUACCAACAAAUGGGAGUUUUUAAUCCGUAACACGAGCGAAGGUGGCCCACCAGCGGGUCAGAUCCCUCCACCGCGAACAAAUCAUACGACUAUCAGUCAUAAUGACAAGUUAUAUCUAUUUGGAGGUACAAAUGGUUCACUUUGGUUCAAUGAUGUCUGGUGUUACGAUCCAAGAACAAAUAGCUGGUCAGAGCUUGACUGCAUCGGUUUCGUUCCUUCUCCACGUGAAGGACAUGCUGCGGCACUAAUAGGUGAUACUAUGUAUGUUUUCGGUGGUCGCAAUGAGGACGGCAUCGAUUUGGGCGACUUGUCUGCCUUUCGUAUCGGCAACAAACGGUGGUUUUCGUUUCACAACAUGGGACCUGCACCGUCUCCCAGAUCAGGUCAUAGCAUGACUGCAUUCGGAAGGCAGAUUAUCGUAUUGGCAGGCGAACCAAGCUCAGCACCGAGAGAUCCGACAGAACUUAGCAUGGCGUAUAUUUUGGACACUUCUAAAAUACGCUAUCCAAACGAAGCCGCUCCGAAUGGCGAGAAAGCUUCUGAUGGACGGAAAACAAGCAGUGAAAAGUCUGUAACUCCCACUGGUCGGGUCUCUAGGGAAGCGCAAAAUGCCCCAGUGGACCAACCGCGCCGGAUGACCACUUCAUAUCGAGAAAGCACGAUGGGUCCUAAUGUGAAGCCACAAGGUGACCCUUCUCAAGGUCCUGCAGGAUCAAGACUUCCACGGGCAUCUAUUGCUCAGGCACCGGCGGGACCUCCUCCACCAGGUCAAGCGCCAACCCCUACCCCGCGAAUGAAUGGACAGGUUACACAGACGUCUAGGAGCAAGACACCGACGAAACAAGACCGAAACUACGGCCCUCAAGUUGAUACAGUACGCGCCGCUGCGGUGGAUCGUGAUGUGCAAUCUCCAACUUUGAGGGGCUCUCCAAUGGACAGCAAUCGGCCUCCAGCAGACACAAGCCCUGUAUCUGGCGGUCGCCGUACUCCGAGUAGCCAACCUCCGUCAAGGACUGCUGCGAGGGCAAUGGAAGCCGGAGAAGCAGCCCCUCUUAUGAGCGCACCGACAAGGCAAAGAUCACUGCAAAAACAAAGACAAAGAGCCUCCAUGGAUAGUACUGACGAAUUGGUUCUCGGAAGGCAGUCAAGUAUGGAUGGUUCCGUUGAGUCCCGAAGUCAUAGGAAUUCCCGCAUCCUGGGCGACGAGCCUAGAUCACCUAGACUUACCCCUCACCAAGAAGCACUGAUCAAGGAGCUCGAAGCGGCGAGAAAUCGCAACGCAUGGUAUGCUUCAGAGCUAGCAUUGGCCCGCAAAGCUGGCUACAACCCCAGUCCAUCUAGUAGCUCAACGCUUGAUGAGCGCCCUCCUGAUGCGUUUACCGAUGAGGAUCGGCCGUUGAUAGAGGCAUUCCUUGCAAUGAGAGCGGAACUUGCUAAGAUGCAAGCCACCGUAGAUCGUCAGGCUGCGAUUGCCUCGAAGAGAGUUGCCGAGGUCGAGCACCAACGCGAUGCUGCGAUCAGUGAGGCAGCGUAUGCUCGUGCCAAAUUAGCCGCUCAUGGUGGCAGCCAGCGUAGCACACCACAGCUCGAAGGACCAUCUCGUGGUGAUGAUGAGACCAACUCUGAGCGCGUGACCGAUCUGAGUAGAAGACUGGCCAUAGCCCUGGCCGCACAGACAGAGAUGAAAUCGAAACUAGAUGCCAUGACAGUUGAUCUCGAUCAAGAAAAGAGAGCUCGCGAGUUAGCAGAAGGGACAAACGAAGCCACGCGAAAGCGGCUAGCGGAACUGGAAAUGCAAAAUCAUGCGUCAGAGUUGGAAAGUUUGAGAGCUGAACUCCAUCAGCUGCAAGCACAUGCCAGACAAGAGUCCGCGCUUCGCUCCGAGGCAGAAGCUAAUCAUAAACAGAUCAGUAUCGAUAAAGAAGAGUUGAGUCAGAAACUGGAAGAUGUUACAUCGCGCCUCAAAGAUCACGGUGGUAAUAUGACAUCACUACGUGAAGCCGUUGCAGCCUCUGCGGCAAAGGCUACCUUGAUGGAGAAACAUCUUGAGGAGGAGCGUGAACGCCGAGAAGGACUGGAGCGAAAACUGCUACAAUUGAGGGCCGACUACGAAGAAAGGACGGCUGAAUUGGAAACUGCAAAUCGUCGUCUGAAAGAGGCCGAGGAAUUGGCCGAAAGUCAUGCUCGGGAGGCAGAGAGUCAUAAGCUUGCCUUCAUCUCAGGCCUUGAUCGUGCAUCAUCAAUUGAUUCCGAUAGCUCGAUUCGAUCGAUAACCGACCAGCGCGUCGUAGCUUUGCAAGCUCAAGUUGAGGCAGCCGCUAAGCUGGCCAAAUCGAACCAGGCAGCUGCCGACGAAGCUGCAGACAAAUUGAGGCGUGCAGAAGAACGUAUCGCGGGUCUUGAGGCGUACCAAGAGCAAGUCAGCCGUGAGGGUCUUCACCUCCGUCGUCAAUUGCAGACAGCCAUCAAAGAUAGUCAAUCCAUGGCGACAGAGAACAAGGAACUCAAAUCGCAGCUCGAGAGUCAGCAGCGUGAUACCAGUGCUCUGGCAAUUCAACAUGGUGCUCUCAAGGAUCUUCUUGGCGAGCGCGGCGUCCAUCCUUCGGAUAGCCGAAGGUCGCCCCUUCUGGAUUCACCUGGGUCUCGUUUUGGCACUCCCGAACAAACACGUCUCCGCGACCUCGAGCAGCAACUUCAGGCUAGCUUGAAGGCUCACGAAGAGACCAAGGUUACAUUCGAGUCGCGUGAGCAAGAAGCUGAUCGUACUUACCGUGAGAAAUUGGAGCAGCUUGAGAAUGACUAUCAGUCCGCCGUCCACUACGUCAAGGGAACAGAGAAGAUGCUGAAGCGCAUGAAGGAUGAAUUGGCUAGGUACAAGACACACGCUGCUACUUUGCAAACCGAGUUGGAGGCGGUGCAGAAGAAUGUAGAGCAAUCCUCAAGCUCUCCGGCUCCGGCUUCUUGGGAAAACGAACGAUCCGAAUUGCAGAAAUCACUUGCGGAACUUCAGACCAACAUGAGUACAUCUAUCAACGACUUGGAGAGCCAAAUCACCAAGCUCAGGGAGGAUCUUUCUACAGCACAAACUGAAAGCCACGAGACUCGAUCGGCGCACGAAGCUGCCAAAAAAGAGCUCCUUACUGUGGCAGACAGGUCACGUGCUGAAAUUGAGCAGUUGAAGGAAGAAAACUCUUUGCUAGAAUCCCGAGCGUUGCAUGCAGAGCAGCGGGUUACGAUGCUACUUGAGCAGAUGGUAACAUCUGUGGACAAUCAUCGCCGUCAAUCCCAGCACGGUCAAGGAUUCAGCAGUAUUUCGCGAACUCAUAGUAAUGCAUCGACAGCGACAGCCGGCGGAUUCGAUGGCGGCCGCCCCCGAGAUAAUAACAAUGUCUCCCGUGACGAUUUGUUCUUGGACAACCGCAGCUCAAUGGCCUUGGAUUCGCUUGCCAAUGAGUUGGAUGCUCUUCGCAGUCACUGGGAGAGCACCAAUCGUAGCCAUCGUCUGAGCUCUACCUUUGACCUGGAGGCAACUCCCACCAAGGAGACGCACGAGAGCAGUACCUUGAGCGAGAGCGUUAGUAACUGGCGACGGCGAUUGGAGGAAGAGGAGUUACGCGCGAGCAGCCCGGCCAUUGGCCUCUCUGAUGGACUGAGAACGCCAAUUGCCGCAACUCAUGCAGGCGCAGCAGAACAUUCUGGCAGCAACAUGAUAUAA